CUCCGCAACUCACUUCUUUUCUUUCCUUUUCUUCGAUCGAUCGAUCACUGAAUCUGGACGUUACAUUACAAAAGCACCCAACACAAACACAAAACUCCAUUUUAUUUAUAACCCAACCCAACCCAACCAACGAGAGAACAAGCAGAGAGAAGCGCUUCAACUCUCUUUGCUUUUCUCUCCAUUCAACUCUUCUUCUUCUUCAAAACGGCUGAGAAGUUAAAAAUCCAGUUUGUAUAUUGGAAGCUCUAGUUCAAUAUGUCGUCAGCAAGCAAGGGUGAUAGGAAGGCUACCCUUGAUGCAUCGUCAUGGUUGUUCAACGUGGUCACGUCUGUGGGAAUAAUCCUUGUCAAUAAAGCCCUGAUGGCUAAAUAUGGUUUUAGUUUCGCUACAACUUUAACUGGUAUGCAUUUUGCCACAACAACCUUGUUGACGCUGGUUCUUAAGUCACUGGGAUAUAUCACGCCCUCUCAUCUUCCAAUAUCUGAUAUCAUCAAAUUUGUAUUAUUUGCCAAUUUCUCCAUUGUUGGAAUGAAUGUGAGUUUAAUGUGGAACUCUGUUGGUUUUUAUCAGAUUGCUAAGCUUAGUAUGAUUCCAGUAUCUUGUUUCCUGGAAGUUGUCUUGGACAAUGUGCGAUAUUCAAGGGACACAAAGCUUAGUAUUUUAUUGGUUUUGCUUGGUGUUGCCAUCUGUACAGUCACUGAUGUCAGCGUCAAUACAAAGGGUUUCGUAGCUGCUAUAAUAGCAGUUUGGAGCACAGCACUGCAGCAAUAUUAUGUGCAUUUUCUUCAGAGGAAGUAUUCUAUCGGGUCAUUUAACUUGUUGGGCCACACUGCUCCAGCACAGGCAGCUAGUUUACUGCUAGUAGGCCCCUUUCUGGACUAUUGGUUAACAAACAAACGAGUUGAUGCCUAUGGCUAUGGUUUGACAUCCACUUUGUUCAUCAUUCUGUCCUGCACCAUUGCAGUAGGGACAAACCUCAGCCAGUUCAUCUGCAUUGGUAGGUUUACAGCGGUAACAUUCCAAGUCCUUGGCCACAUGAAAACCAUUCUGGUGCUGAUCCUAGGGUUCAUUUUCUUUGGAAAAGAGGGUCUCAAUCUACAAGUUGUUAUAGGCAUGAUGAUUGCAAUAUUGGGAAUGAUUUGGUAUGGUAAUGCAUCUUCAAAGCCAGGGGGAAAAGAGCGUCGUAGCUUUUCCAUUCCUUCCUCCAAAACACAAGAAUAUGGUGCACUACCUGUGUCCUCUGAACCAGAUGAGAAGGUAUAGAAAAUAUAACUUCACUAGAAGAGUGGUGAAACUUUUGGUGAAGUCCAUAGUAAAAUCAUGUGCCCUUUAGGCUAGCUGACUUAUUUUCUUUAUACCUAGAGGGAAUUCCCAGUUAUUUAUAUAGAUCAUAGUCAUAUAUAUUUGCUUUUGUGUAAUGAAUUAUUUGGGAGAGAGUAGAGAGGACAAAUCAUUGUUAAAGAGGAAAGGGGUGAGAUCUUCAUUGUGUUCCAAUUUUUUUACAAUAGAAAAUGGUACUGUUACAUUUA
Molecule: messenger RNA, 1529 nt
Organism: Lotus japonicus
Lineage: Eukaryota; Viridiplantae; Streptophyta; Magnoliopsida; Fabales; Fabaceae
Product: UDP-rhamnose/UDP-galactose transporter 6-like
Exons: 6
Coding region: 256-1263 (335 amino acids)
Cellular component (GO): Golgi apparatus
Molecular function (GO): UDP-galactose transmembrane transporter activity; antiporter activity
Source: RefSeq, a predicted model, not a curated record